GUGGGAAGAAAAAAUCUCCUGUGCGUGUAUCGUCCGACCUAGCCAGCUUUAGCCCAAGCACGCAGACACUGCACACGACAUGAGCAGGAUUUGAAGCGGCAAAUAGGGGAAAAAGAGGAAGGACAGAGGAAGGCACUCAGAUACGAGAAAAUUUCAGAGGGGCAAGAGAGAGAGCGGUGUGGGAUUGUUCAAACAAAUAGCGAUUUUACCCCCUCCCUCAUGUUCCGGUUGUUGUGUCUGAGUUUUAUGAGACUUGGGAUAUAGUUUCUUUUUAUUACAAGAGGAAACCGUUUAAAAACAUCAUUUUAUUGUGAAUGCGAAAAAAAACAUGAGCUCUUAUUUUGUUAACCCUCUUUUCUCAAAAUACAAACCCAGCGAAACAUUGGAACCAUCUUACUACGACUGUCGGUUCCCUCAGAGCGUCACGCGGAGCCAUGCGCUGGUGUACGGACACGGAGGAGCAGCGCCGGGAUUUCAACAUCCGUCCCAUCACGUCCAAGACUUUUUCCAUCACGGCACUUCAGGAAUCUCUAACCCGGGCUUCCAGCAAAACCCGUGCGCUUUGGCUUGCCACGGAGAUGCCACUAAAUUUUAUGGAUACGAAGCCCUUCCAAGACAAUCACUUUAUGGUACCCAGCAAGAGGCGAGCAUAGCGCAAUAUCCAGACUGUAAAUCGUCAAAUGGCACGAACCCUGGAGAAGGACAAGGGCACUUAAAUCAAAACCCGUCCCCAAGUCUCAUGUUUCCUUGGAUGAGACCUCACGCUCCGGGACGGCGCAGCGGACGGCAGACUUACAGUCGUUAUCAAACACUGGAAUUGGAGAAGGAGUUUCUGUUCAAUCCCUACCUUACACGUAAGAGACGCAUUGAAGUGUCUCAUGCACUUGGCCUGUCGGAGCGGCAGGUGAAGAUCUGGUUUCAGAACCGUCGUAUGAAGUGGAAAAAGGAAAAUAACAAAGACAAAUUCCCGGGACAGAGAGGGGAGGCCGAGACCGACGCCGACGAGGAAUGUAACGAGGAUGGCGAGGGGGGAGAAGAUGAAAAAAAGGAAACGGAAGAGAAAGAUGAGACUAAAAAGUGAUUUUAUUGCCUUUCUUUAUGGUUAUAUGGCAUGAAGGCCAUACAGAGAGUGUGUGGGAGAGAGAGAGAGCCAGAGAGCGCAUAAACUUUAUUGCCACAGUUUAAUUGAGUCAACAAGUGAGAAAAAUCCCAGAGUCGUAACUGUCAAACCAUUUCCCUUUGCCACGCGCUCCCAUGAUAGAACGAAAAAUCGUCUGAAGUCCAUUUAUCUUGCUCUGCAAGAAGCAUCCACUAUUUGAAAAAUAAUGACGAUUGUUUACGAAAAGUUGUGGCUUUGCAACUCCAGUCUAGUUCCCAAUCAGGACGAUGUGAAUCGGCUUAUGUCAUUUUUCGGAGUUCUGUAAAGUCAGGACAACUAUUUAUAAAAAUAAGCAACGAAGAGGCAACUUGAAUCAAAAGGAGAGCCACAAAACACAAUAUCGGUUUAAUUACGGUUUCAGUAGAAAUAGAGCCCUUGCUAUUAUAAAAAAAACGAAAAUAUAAAAUCCUUUACUUUUUGAAACGUUACAAUAAUGACGAAAUUACAGCGUUCACAGUCCCUUUUAAUGUUAAACAUCCUGGUCCAAUUCAAAAUAUGCAGGCCUGUCUUAUUAUCUUGCAAACCUUGCAUACAGAUUCUAUUCACUGCUGCGUUUUGCAGAUGCUACGGGGACGUAAUAAGUGACCUGCUUCUAGUUUAGAACACUUUUACUCUGAAUUUAAGUAACUGUCUGUACAACAACCAUACAUUUCCAAAACAACUAUUCAGCGGCUCGGACAUGCACGUGGUAUUGGCCAUGUCACAUUUACAGAAUUACUGAUGACUAUCAUUUGAAAGUUAAGACAGUUUUACGUCGCCGAUGCUCUUAAUUUCAUUGUUGGAUUUCAGCAGGACUCCGUCGAUUUAUAACCCCUGCUUAUGAAUUUAAUGCUCUAGCCAUGGAAACAUACUUUCCACAAUGGAAGUUGUACUGUUGAAGUGACUGUAAAUUAACUUUCUGUGUUUUAAAAUAUGCUGUGUAACUUAUACAAUGUAAUACUACCUAUGAUUAGUUUUUAUUUGUAUUUCUGUUUUGUUUUAUUUUAAAUGAUUUGUAGCCCUAAAGCUUUGCGUUAGCUUGAUGGACACUGCUAUGCAGCUGAAUUCAUAUAAUAUAUAUUAAAUUUCUCCCAACAACUUAAACUGCCUACACAAUGUUAAAAUGCACAUUUUGUUUUUUUAUUACUCUUAACUAGAAUUUCAAUUGAUAUUAUUAUAUUGUAUUGAUGUCAUAGAGUAGGUUUUUAUUGCACUGAAUAUAAUCUCCAUGUAUGUCUAUUCGUAUCUUGCCGUUAGCAAUAUGCUCGUUUUCUUAUGUUUUAAUUAAAGAGUUCUGAAUGUUCUGAGUGACAAAAAAUGAAAUAAAUAAAAGACGAAUCAGCAGAUGAA
Brienomyrus brachyistius is the source of this 2488-nucleotide messenger RNA. RefSeq names its product homeobox protein Hox-C8a. Gene Ontology annotation, biological process: regulation of transcription by RNA polymerase II. The transcript has 2 exons. Gene Ontology annotation, molecular function: DNA-binding transcription factor activity, RNA polymerase II-specific; RNA polymerase II transcription regulatory region sequence-specific DNA binding. The coding region runs from base 329 to 1081 and encodes 250 amino acids. Gene Ontology annotation, cellular component: nucleus. The record is from RefSeq and is a predicted model, not a curated record. Lineage: Eukaryota; Metazoa; Chordata; Actinopteri; Osteoglossiformes; Mormyridae.